CUUUCCUCUCUUAUAUCAUUUUAAUUUGCAACACUUCUUUUUCAGCUUGCUAUAUCUACCCUCAUCAUUCUAUUUACAUUAGCUAGCUCUUAUAUCUUUUAGUUUUUUUCUUUCUUAAUUAUUGAAGAUGCUACUUAGAAGCUCCUCAGCUCCAAUUCUAGGUUCAUUGUUACUCUAUAAUUCCAAAGAGUGUUCUCUUGAGCCAGAACAUACUCUUAAGCUACCAUUUUUAAGCCUAAGUAAAAAAUUGGCUAAGAUAGACCUUAAAAACUCGUUAAGUCCUAAGAGAACAAUUCUUGUGCCAUGUAGUAAUGUUCUAACAAAUAUUAAAGAAAGAAAUGAAGUGAAAGAUGCUAAGAUGGUGCAAAAUUCAAUUAUUGGUGGGGGUAUGGGGAGUAAUGGUGGAUGUAAAGGUGGUGGAAGAGGGUGGAAUUUGAAUGAAGGAAAUAAUCAUGGUAGAGAUAGGAUAGAUACUUAUUACAAGAACAUGAUUCAAGCACACCCUUGUGAUGCUCUUUUGCUUGGAAAUUAUGCAAAGUUUUUGAAGGAGGUUUGUGGAGAUUAUACUAAAGCAGAGGAGUAUCUAGAAAGGGCAAUUUUGUCUAAUCCUGGUGAUGGUCAUAUUCUAUCCAUCUAUGCAGAUUUAAUAUGGCAAACAGAUAAGAAUGUUGGUCGAGCUCAAGAAUAUUUUGAUCAAGCUUUUGAAAGUGCCCCAGAUGAUUGCUAUGUCUUGGCUUCAUAUGCUAAUUUCCUUUGGGAUGCUGAAAAUGAAGAAGAUAAUGACUACCAAAUUAAAUCCGAUCACAGCCAUACAUAUCCAACUAGUCUCUUUCAAGAAACCAAACAUUGCCCUCCUUUAACUGCAGCCUCAUAAGCCUUAACCCUGUCUCUUGAGUUAAAGUGGCUAUGUGGAUAAAUUGCAUGACAAAUAUUGAAGCAUAUUGUCUCCAAUAAUUAUUGGGAGUUGGUCUAAUAGCAAUGAGUAUCAACUGUAAAUAGAUUUAUUAUGAAUUAUAAAAAAAAAGUUAUUUAUGCA
This is a messenger RNA of Cicer arietinum (chickpea), 1036 nucleotides long. RefSeq lists its product as uncharacterized. Lineage: Eukaryota; Viridiplantae; Streptophyta; Magnoliopsida; Fabales; Fabaceae. Gene Ontology annotation, molecular function: protein binding. The record is from RefSeq and is a predicted model, not a curated record.